AUGAUAAAAGUAGUAUUUCGUUUGAUUUGGAGACAAAGCAAGACUAUGAAACAUACCAAAAACCAAACUGUACAGCUUAGUGUGUCAACUGAUGGUGGUCGGACAUUCAAUAAAGCCCAUUUGCCGACUAUACAAGCAGAAAGGUUUUAUUCAGUUUUGGAAGUUGAAGAUGAUUCAGCGUUUGUUCAUGUGGAUGCACCUAAUGACACUGGUUAUGGAGCAUUAUUUAUAUCCGAUAUCAGUGGUGCAAUAUUUAGUGAAUCACUACGACAUCAUUUAUACCCAAAUCAUGCACCUGUGACAGAUUUCUAUCGUGUAGCAUCAAUGCGUGGUACAUACUUGGCUACACGUUUAAAUCCAGAUCGUACAUUGUAUACAGUGAUUACACAUGAUCGUGGUGCGAGUUGGCAUCCUUUAGGAACACCGAUUAAUGUUCAAGAUACUUGUCAAAGUAAACCAGCAACAUCAACGACAUCGUCAACAACGACAACAACCACAGAUGCGACGGCAGAGGCAACAAUAACAGAGACUACAUUUAAUGAUGCUACUAUGUCUACUGUCAAGGUCAAUAAUAAUCAUAAUAAUAAUACGAUGGGUAAUGUAGGUAGUGAAGACAUCAGUGAUGUAAUCAGUACAUCUGAUAACUCUUUGAGUUCGACAACAAAUAACCCUUCAAGAGAUCCUGUACAGACAAAUAUUGAGAAUUCUACUCCAAGUGAAAUAUGGAGACCUGAUCCAAAUAUGAGUGAUUUAUUGUCUACAGACCCAUCAUCAGUAAAGGUUUGUGGUUUACAAAUAAGCAAUCAAUUCAGCAUUAAAAAUCGUGUUAUCGCUUCUCCACCAUUGUCAAUAGCCGCAGCACCGGGACUGAUAUUAGCUCAUGGACAUGUGGCAACACAUUUGAAAAAUACACCAGCCGAUGUAUUUGUCAGUUCUGAUGGUGGAUAUACAUGGCUUAAAGCACUUGAUGGACCACAUCAUUAUCAAAUAGCUAAUCGUGGAGGUUUAAUUGUAGCUGUCCCAGCUGAAACUCUAUGGCCAGAUGUAUUACGUUUUAGUACAGAUGAAGGUAAAUGUUGGCACACUAUUCCUUUACGUACUGGACAAUGGAGUAUUAAUGAAUCAAAUCGAUAUCAAGUUAACAAUAAUGAAGAUGAUUCAAUGAAAAGUCAAGCUCAUCAUGAUGAUAUGUUGGAUGAUAGUGAAGAAUCUCUGGAUAAGAUUAAAUCAGCUUCAGUGAAAGUAACAGAUAUACCUUCUCCAACUGAAGGACAAAGGAUUGUUUUUGAUAAAAAUACAAUUCCUAUUACCACUGGAUCAAGUUCGGAUGCUGUCCCUCAUACAACGACCACGAUAACUACUAUUACUACUUCUACUACUGUUAAUGCCAGUACAAUAAAUAAUAUCAAUAAUGGUACUAAUAAUAUUUCACCUAUGAGCACUACUAUAUCGUCACCUACAAAUCAAAUGCAUGCAGACAGUCAUCAUCAAUUUCAAACCAAUGAUGACAAAUGGUCAUCUGCAUCAUCAUCAUCUUCAUCCCAGAGAACUGAUGAAAUAGUUGUGUUCACUGGAUUAGUUACAGAACCAGGUGGUCGAGCUAUGGCUGCUGCUGUGUACGGUUAUGGUACAGCUACACAAAGAUGGAGAGUAGCAGUGGUUGAUUUUCGAACAAAUGGAAUGAUCAAACGGAAAUGCACAUCGGAUGACUAUGAAACUUGGAUACCGCACUCAUCUAAUGAAGGUGGUAAAGACGGUUGUUUACUUGGUGUUCGUGAACAAUUCAAACGAUUGAAAAAAGAUUCUCUUUGUGCAAAUGAAUAUGAAAUGGAAACGCGUGUACAAGUGGAAUUUUGUCCAUGCACUCAAAGUGAUUAUGAGUGUGAAUACGGAUUUUAUCGUCAACCGGGAUCAUUAAAUUGUAUUCGAAAUCCGUAUAUUCCACCAUUAGAUCCUUGUACAUUACCAAGAAAACAACGUCAAACUAUUCAUCAAUUAGGUUAUCGUUUAAUACCAGGUGAUCGUUGUAUUGGCGGUUGGCAGCCUCCAGUAUGGAAUCAAACUAUUUUAGAUUUAAUCAAAUCAUGUCCAUACGAUAAUGCUGAUGAUGAUGAUAAUUCUUCAAUUACACGUAAUUCAUCUGCAACAAUUAUUUCCAUUAUUCUACUUAUACUUGGUGUAAUGAUACUACUUAUUUUAUGGAUUAAAUCAAAUAAUCAUAGAAUGAUAAACAAUGCAUCAAAUUAUAGUUUUGAUAGUAGACAUUUUAAAGUGAAUACAAGUAAUGCAUUAAAUCGUUUACAUAAUUGGUUUAUACCAUGGAAAAGAAAUAAUUUCACUGGAUUUAUAAACAAUAAUAAUAAUAAUAUCGAUGGUUGGAAUAAUACAGAUAGAAUGUCUUCAACUUAUAAUGAUAGUCGAACUAUUUUAUGGCCACCUACAUCUACCACUAAUUCAUCAAUGCAUAAACAAACUAUGAAUUCAAAUCUACUUAAAAUCAAUUGUAUACAACCAAAAAUAUUCCAUAAACAAAUAAAAACUACUCAAAUGAGUAGUAAUAAUAAUAAGGAUAUUCCUCAUUUAUCAGAUCCCAAUAGUAAUAAUAAUAAUAAUAAUAAUACAGUGAUUAUACCAAAAAAGUCUAUUUCAAUUCCAACAUUCAAAAAAGGGAACAGCGGUGUUCUACAUCAAUAUUUUCAUCGUAAUGAUACAGAUAUGACUAAUUUAUUAGAAGCAGAAGAAAUUCCAUCUACAUCUUCAUUAUUAUCAUUAUCAUCAAUGAAUAUAAUUACUAAUAAUAAUAGUAGUAAUACUUGUAAUUUGAAACAAUCAUUCGAUGAUCCAUUAACUUCAUUUGCAUAUAAAAAUUCUUUAAUAAAAUUAUCCAAUGGAUCGACAAGAGUAUACAAUAAGAAUAAUGAAUGUAAUACCUCGUCGGUUACUAAUACUGCUAGUAAUAAUAAUAAUAAUAAUAAUCAUUCUGGUGAAUUACAUCAAACUAUGCUACAACAAAGUACACCAUUCACUAAUCAUCAUAAAGACAUUUUAGAUCAAUAA
Molecule: messenger RNA, 3057 nt
Organism: Schistosoma mattheei
Lineage: Eukaryota; Metazoa; Platyhelminthes; Trematoda; Strigeidida; Schistosomatidae
Source: the annotation of a GenBank genome assembly